AUGAAAUUAAAUAAAACCUUUGGUGACGUUUUGACACGGGAACCGACUUGAGAGGUUCCGAGUGUAGUUUUGUUGGCCACUGCUAGCAUAGCUGCUGCUUCUCCCACUACAUAAACACCUCAAAUUCAAUCAAUUUUCGCCAAUCACCCAACACCACCACACACACACACACAUAUAUAUAUGUAUAUGUUGGUUAUAUAAUAUGUAAGAAAAAGAACUUGUCCAAUCUCAUCGACUACUUUGUUCAAUAUCCUCGCCAAUGACUUCUCCUACUUCCUCUGUGAUAGGUCGUAUUAUUAGCAUGUUAGUGAUGAUCAGCCUCCUGGUAGCACCUUCUACGGGUAACUUCUACCAAGAUUUCGACAUCAUGUGGGGAGAUGGCCGAGCUAAGAUACUCAACAAUGGAGAACUCCUCACCCUCUCCCUUGACAAAGCCUCGGGGUCAGGCUUCCAAUCCAAGAACCAGUAUCUCUUCGGCAACAUCGACAUGCAGAUCAAGCUUGUUCCCAGAAACUCCGCUGGCACGGUCACUGCCUACUAUAUGCGGUCGGAGGGCAUGGCUUGGGAUGAGAUCGACUUUGAGUUUUUGGGGAACCUUAGUGGUGAACCUUACACCAUCCACACUAAUGUUUUCACUGAGGAAAAAGGCGACAGGGAGCAACAGUUUCACCUGUGGUUUGAUCCAACCGCAGAUUUCCACACCUACUCCGUACUUUGGAACCCCCAACGGAUCAUCUUCUCUGUGGAUGGCACACCCAUUAGAGAGUUCAAGAACUUGGAAUCAAUCGGGGUCCAGUUCCCGAAGGCCCAGCCCAUGAGGAUCCACUCGAGCCUAUGGAACGGGGACGAUUGGGCCACGAGAGGCGGGCUCGUGAAGACUGACUGGGCCCAGGCCCCCUUCACGGCCUCUUAUAGGAACUUCAGGGCAGAGGCUUGUGUUUGGUCUUCCGGUGCAUCCUCUUGCCCCACUUCGUCAUCAAGCUCUUGGCUGUCGCAAGAAUUGGACUCCGCCGGACAGGAGAGUCUCCGCUGGGUCCGGAAGAACCACAUGAUCUACGAUUACUGUGCCGAUACGAAAAGGUUCCCUCGUGGUAUGCCUCCCGAGUGCAAAGUUGCUACAUCUUCCAUGAAUUGCAUUGACAACUCUCAGUGAUGUAUGCAUAUGUGGUCCAAGAUUUACGCAUUUUCCUUUUAUAAUAUAGACUCAAUAAGUUUGUUUGCUUAAUUCAUUUGCAUGAGCAAACAGUUUUUAUCAUAUAUAUAAUGUAAGUGCAACCUAGCUAGCUAGCUAGCUAGAUAUGUUGGUACAAAAUAAUUAAUGAGGUGAAUACAUCCAUCCACUAUUAUA
Molecule: messenger RNA, 1348 nt
Organism: Punica granatum (pomegranate)
Lineage: Eukaryota; Viridiplantae; Streptophyta; Magnoliopsida; Myrtales; Lythraceae
Source: RefSeq, a predicted model, not a curated record